AAUUGCGCAGUUGUCGCGAGCGGAUGAUUUCGUGCGCACGCUCCCGCGCGUUCCCUUUGUGUUAUUUUCGGGCGGAAUCACCGUUCGAAGCUUUAAAUAGGUCCGAGUUUCCGACGAAGAAGACAGUUCUCAACACAACCGGUUCUAUAUGUUGGAGCAUCGCAGAUUAUUCGCCAUGCCAUCCGAAUGCACCGCCAGCCCGUUGCAACGGGAACUAGCAGACUCUAUAAUACGUUUGCAACCACUCGACGAAAUUCGUAUCCUGUUGGCAUGCGGGGCAAAAGCGAACGAGCCGGUCACGCAGGGUUUGAGACCGUUGCAUUACGCGGUAUGGCAGAGAUACACGGAGGCGGCUCAGCUUUUGUUGGUGCGCGGUGCGGACAUCGACGCGACCGACGAGUGCGGAUAUUCAGCGUUGCACCUGGCCGCCGAGCACGGUUACUUGGAUCUGGUAAAGUUAUUGCUCAAGCACGGCGCCAGGGUCGAUCAUCGACAGGAAACCGGCGAGCUUUUCCCGAGGACGACGUUGUGCGACGAACCGUUGCGACUCGCCUUGAGAAAUCGUCACGUCGACGUAGCUAGAAUCUUGCUGGAGGCUGGCGCAAAUCCAAAUAAAAGGUACUUCUUUGGAUCGGAGAUCAACUUGGUUUCGCCGUUGGAUCUGCAAUGCAUGGAACUGUUGUUAGCGUUUGGAGCUCAACCGAACACGAGAGACCGCGCUGGACUGACCCCGUUGAUGAAAGCGGCGAGAUUACCACAGGGUAUAGCUUCCGUGUUGCUUUUGCUGAGCUACGGAGCGGACGUUAAUUCCAUGGCCGAUGCUCGACACGACUAUCGGACGGUUCUGCACUACGCGAUCCUCGGCGGAGAUCCGGCGGUGAUCGAUCUACUUCUAAAGCAAGGCGCGCGUCUCGAUCUCGGGCCCGAGUAUCAAAAACCGACGGCCCUCGAUCUGGCCAUUUUGAAGGGAGACCCCUCGAUCGUCCAAAUGCUGUUGAUGUCGGGCGCUGACGUGAACGCAACCUCGCCGAUCAUCGGAUCGCCGCUUCAUGUCGCCUGCGCUGACAACAUUCCAAACAGACUGAAGAUCCUGUCGAUGCUGCUGGAGCGAGGCGCGGAUCCGAACUUGGUGAUACGCAGCGACGAAGGCCCGGCGUUGCGUCCAGUGCUCGCGGAGUACGUGGCUUCGAACGAGAACCCUUCGGUCGAAGUAGUAGCUCUGUUGCUCAAGUACGGUGCACGAGUCGUGAUCAAGACGCAGUUCCGCGAUCCGCACGGUAUACUCAACUCUCUACAAAAUACGGCGGAUAAACCGCGACUCUUGAAAGCAUUGCUAGAGGCAGCGGAAAGUUUCGAUCCUUGCAUGAUACGACGAUCGAGCAGUCUGACGGAUGCGCAGAAAGCGAUGGUGAUGGAAGCGGCGAGGACUCCGUUGCCGUUGACUCACCAAGCCAGAUUGAUCGUCCGAAAGCUCUGCGGCACCAAGUUACCUAAAAUCGUACGAAACCUUCAAUUACCUCAGUCGCUGCAUCGUUACCUUCUUUACGACUUUCAUUGACUACCUUUAUUUGCGUUUCGCUCUCCAUAAACGGAAGAGAGAGAGAGAGAGAGAGAGAGAGAGAGAGAGGGAGAGGAAGCGGCACGGCCGCCUAUUCGAUCAAAACCCCGAUCAUUUUGUCGGUAAAAAUCGACGAGAUAGACUUUUGUACCUUUACUUAAUGUCGAUGCAACACAUUUUUCUAUACGCAUACAUGUAUUAUUGUACAUAUACAACCGUACACAAGCGCCGUAUCGAAAGUUCAAGUUAAAUAAAGCAACAAUUUCGAAUUGA
Molecule: messenger RNA, 1831 nt
Organism: Hylaeus anthracinus
Lineage: Eukaryota; Metazoa; Arthropoda; Insecta; Hymenoptera; Colletidae
Product: ankyrin repeat and protein kinase domain-containing protein 1-like
Exons: 5
Coding region: 149-1558 (469 amino acids)
Molecular function (GO): protein binding
Source: RefSeq, a predicted model, not a curated record